CCAUCGACUUUUCAUUUGUGAAGAAAAUCUCACACAUUCUAUUUACAUAUAUUUGAUCAAAAAAAUAAAAUAAAAUAAAACAAAAACGUAUGAUCCAUUCACUUAUUACAUAGUAGUCCUUAGUUUAUAUUUUUUAUAUGGCUGAUCCUCAUGCGAAUGCGCCGUCCCGAGACGAUCAACCACCGCCCAACCCCUGCGUGCAAGUCCCAGCUGAACCUCUUGUGCUGCCAGAGGACCAAUCGCCGCGCUCCACGUCAUCGAAUCCGUCGCCUAGACCCGUUCGAUCUCCCGGUGGGUCUUCUAGUUAUCUCGGUAGCGGUAGGCAUCCGAUUUAUAGGGGAAUUCGGAGCCGGAGCGGGAAAUGGGUGUCGGAGAUCCGGGAGCCACGUAAAACUACACGUAUAUGGCUGGGUACGUACCCUACUCCUGAAAUGGCAGCCGCCGCCUACGACGUCGCAGCUCUCGCCCUCAAAGGCCCCGACACGCCCUUGAACUUCCCGGAAUCUAUUCUUUCUUACCCAAUACCAACAUCCAUGUCAGCCAGCGACAUACGGGCCGCGGCUGCUAGUGCUGCGGCAGUCAGGCAGUCCAAGAUAGAAACCGGGUCGAUUCCGGAUGCGGGUCUGCCUACCGCCGAGAGUACUUCUUCCAUAACCAGUACAAGCCGCGUUGAGUCAGGUCAAGAGUUUGUUGACGAGGAACUGUUUCUAAACUUGCCAAAUUUGCUAGUGGACAUGGCAGGAGCAAUGAUGGUGAGCCCACCAAGGAUAAACACGCCGUCGUCGGAUGAUUCGCCAGGGGAUUCCGAUGCAGAAGGCCUAUGGUCCUACCAGUAAACCAAUCCCUUUUCUCCAGCUACAAUUUACAAGGAAAAAUGGAGGGAUUUGAAAUGGGUAAUGUAAGGGGUUUUCUUCUUAUUUCAAAGCUUGGGUUUUGCUUAGAUUCUAGGUAGCCAGUAUUGAAGGGUGUGCAUCACUAUCAGUGUCUAGAAAACUAGCUGAAAAACUGCUAGGUGAUUGUGCUGCUACUUAUUGUUAAUUAUCUGUAAAUUUACUUGUCAGGACUAGGGAUAGCUAGGGAUGGGACGUCUCUUUCAUGUUUUCGUAAAAAGACUUUCUGUGUCAUUCUCGGUGAGGUGAGUCUGAUAUUUUAUGGUACGGAGAGUCUCUCAUCCCCACGACUUUUUCCCUGUUUUGGGUCUUAAGACAUGGAUUAGAAUUUUAUUGAUGAA
Molecule: messenger RNA, 1231 nt
Organism: Hevea brasiliensis (rubber tree)
Lineage: Eukaryota; Viridiplantae; Streptophyta; Magnoliopsida; Malpighiales; Euphorbiaceae
Product: ethylene-responsive transcription factor ERF026-like
Exons: 1
Coding region: 138-836 (232 amino acids)
Biological process (GO): regulation of DNA-templated transcription
Molecular function (GO): DNA-binding transcription factor activity; DNA binding
Source: RefSeq, a predicted model, not a curated record